Quercus lobata is the source of this 1059-nucleotide messenger RNA. RefSeq names its product zinc finger MYM-type protein 1-like. The transcript is spliced from 3 exons. The record is from RefSeq and is a predicted model, not a curated record. Lineage: Eukaryota; Viridiplantae; Streptophyta; Magnoliopsida; Fagales; Fagaceae. The coding region runs from base 1 to 1059 and encodes 352 amino acids.
AUGGAAAAAACUCCAAAAAUUGCCACCUACACAUCACCUCAGAUUCAAAAAGAAAUUCUACAUGUUAUUUCAACCAAAGUGAAGAAGGCAAUUAGGGAAGCAAUUGGUGAUGCAAAGUUUUGCAGAUUGGUUGAUGAAGCUCAUGAUGAGUCCAUGAAAGAGCAAAUGGCUGUGAUUUUAAGAUAUAUUGAUACAAAUGGCUUUGUGCGAGAACGGUUUUUUGGGAUUGUUCAUGUUGUUGACACUGCAGCAGUAACCCUUAAAAAGGAGAUAUAUUAUUUGUUCUCUAAUUAUUGCUUAGAUAUCCAAAACAUUUGGGGGCAAGGAUAUGAUGGUGCAAGCAACAUGCAGGGAGCAUCAAAAGAAGUUGUCCCUCUUAAUAGAUUUUUCACUAAAUUGAUUUUGGUUAUCAAUAAUAUUCGUGCUUCAUGCAAACGUAUUGAGCAAUUAAAAAUUGCUAGAGCUUCUGACAUUGCAUAUUUGAUUGAUAUUGAAGAGCUUGAGACUGGGAAAGGACUUAAUCAGAUGGUCACUUUACAGCGACUUGGAGAUACUCGUUGGGGUUCGCAUUAUAAAUCAGUUUCUAACUUGAUAAAGUUGUUUAGUCCAACAUGUGAAGUUCUACUGAAAAUUAUGUAUGAAGGAAAUUCUUCGCAAAAAGUAGAAACAGAAUCCGCUUAUGAGAUAAACUUUGUCAAGCUUUGCAAAACCAAUUUGCAAGACAUUUUAAAUGCUACACAUUUAGUUUCAUCCACUAAAAAACUUAUUCAACAAUUUAGAGAUGAGAAAUGGGAUGACUUACUAGCUACUAUGAUAUCAUUUUGUAAGGAACGUGGUUUAGAUGUCCCUGAUAUGAAUGCUCGUUAUGUUGCAAGGUUUGGUCGAUCUCAUCAUCAACAAGAGGACUUUAGAAAUGAGCAUUAUUAUAAAGUAGAUAUUUUUAAUGCAGGAAUAGAUUCUCAAUUACAGGAACUAAAUCAUCGGUUUAGUGAGCAUACUAUAGAGUUACUUACGCUUAGCUCAGCACUAGACCCUCGAGAGGCAUAUGAAUCUUUUUGA